GUCUAGUCCAGACUCAAGAAAGCUCAUUUCCCACCAGGGCCAAUCCGUUCAUAUGACGGGCCAAUCCGUCGGCAGCUCUACCCACCGAGGAUGCUCACGCCGGGCCUCUAUUGGAUUUUGCCGGGUUGAAUGGCACUGGCCGCGGUCAUUAAUCUGAUUUUGCCCCCCGUUGCUCAUCUUUUACUGGACCGGUCAUGGGGACUGGGUUCCAUUGUCCAGUGUGAAUGCACUAUGCAGUGCAUAUCUGCUAGCCAAUACCGGGUUAGACCACGAAUGACUAUUGCUAUGACGGAUCUUGCUGGUUCUAUCUGGUAUGGUCUGGUCUUGGGAUCUUGCCCACAUGCCGGGAUUGUUCCAUUUCCCUAGGCACUUCGUAGACAACCCGACAUCCGAGGAGAGGACCAGGGGGGGGAAAGGCAUGAAUCAUGGAGCAUCCGGCAGUUCACCGCGGAAAAUACCUGAUUGGGAGAGUUGAGGGGGGUUUUCCAUGCUCGGGGACCACGGUUCUUCCCAAGGAGGACAAGACCAGGACAAGAUGGAUAGACCGGCAAAAAGAAAGGGAAAAAAUCUGAUAGAGAGUACCAGACUCUGGCGGUACCACCCCGAAUCGACACACAAUGGCGCACAUACCAGAGACCCUCUUGGCAGCUCAUCCCCGUGGGACCGGAGAAGAGAGAAAAAAUUAAAAAAAAAAUACGAGGACGUCUGUCUCUCGUUGGAAUUGUGGACACUGCGGCUUUCCACACCGAGGCCCUUCACUAAAUGGCACAGUGAAACCCGAAUUCUCAUGGGAAACCACUGCCUCCGUCGAUCAGGAACAUCCGACGGUGCCGAUAUACUUUCGGCCAAGGGAAUGAAUUUUCUGAGGGAGUGUCCAACAGCAGGGGAAUGUGCAACAACCACCACCACCACCAAGACCCCGUCGUCAAAACAUAGUAUACACUUACGCAGUGAAGAGAAAGGGGCUGUCAAUCAUUCCCGGGGAGGAAGUUCCAACCAACCGCCAUCAACCAUCACCAGCCAUCGGCAUCAACCAACGAUGGCCGACGGCCGCGACAGAAAGGAGCUUUGCUAGUGGCCCGCUGUCAAUAAUACUGGCGCCUAUAGCAUUCCAUCAUUUGUGGUC
This is a messenger RNA of Aspergillus steynii IBT 23096, 1126 nucleotides long. RefSeq lists its product as uncharacterized. The transcript has a single exon. The record is from RefSeq and is a predicted model, not a curated record. NCBI's taxonomy places the organism in Eukaryota, Fungi, Ascomycota, Eurotiomycetes, Eurotiales, Aspergillaceae. The coding region runs from base 488 to 1075 and encodes 195 amino acids.